Messenger RNA from Oryza sativa Japonica Group (Japanese rice), 1380 nucleotides. NCBI's taxonomy places the organism in Eukaryota, Viridiplantae, Streptophyta, Magnoliopsida, Poales, Poaceae. The record is from RefSeq and is a predicted model, not a curated record.
GCAAGCACCAAGGAGCCAAACUUGCUCUACUCUUUAGCCUCUGCCAAGAAGAAGUAGUACUCCUCUUUUCUCUGAAGAAACCAAACUUCCAAUCAACAACACCAAAAAGUUUCAGACACAGAGAGUUCAGCAGCAGCAAAGCAAUGGCAGACUUCUCACCACACCACUCUCUCCUCCUCAAGGCUACUGCUGCUGGAGCAGCCAUCGCCACCACCAAUGACCCCAACAUCUCAAGCUUCUUCCUCUACAACCACAGCCAUGGCUCCCAAGCUCCACAACCUGCCAAUGCAGCAGCAGCAGCCAUUGUGGAGGAUGCCUCAUUGGAGAGCUCAGUGUCUGCAGUUCUUGACACCUCUCCAUCUGUGGACAGGAAGAGGAAGGCAGCAGAAGACAGUGCACACUCCAAGGAUAGCUGCAAGGAUGGCAAGAGCAGGAGAGGGAAGAAGGCCAGCAAAGAAGUGGAGGAGAAGAGCACCACUGAAGAUGAGCCUCCAAAAGGGUACAUCCAUGUGAGGGCAAGGAGAGGACAGGCAACUGAUAGCCACAGCCUUGCAGAGAGGGUGAGGAGGGAGAGGAUCAGUGAGAGGAUGAGGAUGCUGCAAGCACUGGUCCCUGGUUGUGACAAGGUUACUGGAAAGGCUCUCAUUUUGGAUGAGAUCAUCAACUAUGUACAGUCGUUGCAGAACCAAGUUGAGUUCCUAUCCAUGAGGAUUGCUUCAAUGAGCCCAGUGUUGUAUGGCUUUGGAAUGGACAGCGAUGGCCUCCAUGACCAAAAGAUUGGAGGCAUGUUCCAAGAAGCCCUUGCAAUGCCUAAUCCAGUACUGAACCAAUCAAGCCCAGCUCCAUCUCAAGCUAUCAUGGACACAACCUCAACCACAUCCUACUCACUGCAAAGCCAGCAUGGAGCCAUCUCUUUCUCUCAGGACAAUGGCAGUUACCUGAUGCAAGCAGUGGGGGAGCCAAGGCAGCAGGAGAUGCUCAAUCAAUUGGUGUUCAACAACAUGUGCUCUUUCCAGUAGGGGAAGAGUGACAGAGAAAGCAAGAAAAAAGGACCCCACAUUGACAAUAGGAGGAAAUAAUAAUGCUGCAAGAUUGGUAGGAGCAUGCAAUGCACCAGAUAAGUUUGAGAUGUUGGAUCUAGUCCAUCCCCUUGUCUGGAGGCAGUCUACAACAUUGUAAGAGGAUUUUGGAGGGAAGAACAGCAAGCGAGUAGAGUUUUCUACACAUUUUUCAGAGACUUUGUAAUAUUUUGUAGCUCCUUAUUUGGUUAGGUUCUGCCCAUGAAGAUUUCCUCAACGGCUGCACUGCCACCACCAUUGUACUCUACUUCAUGAAAUUAUUUUGUUAAUAUAAAAAGAGAGCUAUUGCUACUGUUCCUAA